Hemibagrus wyckioides is the source of this 1003-nucleotide messenger RNA. It is a transcript of the gene iqcc, whose product is annotated as IQ motif containing C. Gene Ontology annotation, molecular function: protein binding. NCBI's taxonomy places the organism in Eukaryota, Metazoa, Chordata, Actinopteri, Siluriformes, Bagridae. Bases 102 to 719 code for a protein of 205 amino acids. The record is from RefSeq and is a predicted model, not a curated record. The transcript has 5 exons.
ACACUAUAUGUCGAAUAGAGUGCUAUUUGGGAUCGAGCCUGGGGAACGGCUUAAAACAACCGGGCGCUCAAAAACUUCGAGAUGUCUUAAGGAUAUGUAUAAUGGGUAGACAAGAAUGGGUUAAUAAUAUGAUAUACUUUCAGGCCCGGUGUCGCGGAUAUUUAAUAAGGAAAGAACUGAAGUGUGUUCGGGCUGAAUAUGAGGAGAUAGUGAGGGAACUGGAGGGAGGUGUGGAGCACCUGAGGUGGAUAGGAGAGCUCAUACCUAAACCUCACUUCACUGAUGCUGUAAAGGACACGGACUGCAACUUUUUCAAAUAUCCUCAGCCGAAGAUCCAGACCCAGGAAUGUCCUGAGCACGUGCAGGAAGUGAAAGAGCAGGAUGAAACACCUUGCCUUCACUCAAAGGUUCCUGAGAAAGAUGAUGAAGAACCGAGUUGUGAUCCAGAGAGAGACUGCAGGAACACCAACACACCACCAGGGGGCGAUACAGAACUAGACGGAGUGCAGAGGGGAAAUGUGACCGAAACUGCUGCUCGGGCUCUGCACAUGAGCAUCCUGCAGCAUGUUCCUCCGAUGCACACUCUGCUGAAAGAUGUACCACACACUCCUGAAGCUCUGAAGCAGCACAGGAACACUCUGGCCAUGGAGCUGCUGUGGAUCCAACAGGCCAUCACCAGCAGGAAGAAAUACCUGACCCUGAAACAGAAGAUGACCUAAGGCAGCGUCAUAGUGACUAAGGAGCUGGACAAGCUGAAAAAAGUGGACACUUGAGUGUGUAGUGGCUUCACAAGUGAAGGUUUAAUUGGACAUGGAUGUGACCUUCUUAUUGACCUUUUUCUCCGGUCAGCCUUUUCUUCUUGCUGGAAAUGAGAAAAGCAGGAUAUAAAGAACCGAAGAGCGGGUCUGCAUCGAUCCAUGUCAUUGAUGUUAUUGUUAUUUUUUUAAUUCUCUGAAGAUCAUCUCUAAUAAAUGCUGUUUAUCUUGACCACACCGAUUGUCUU